This is a messenger RNA of Andrographis paniculata, 3131 nucleotides long. RefSeq lists its product as uncharacterized. The coding region runs from base 209 to 2944 and encodes 911 amino acids. The record is from RefSeq and is a predicted model, not a curated record. Gene Ontology annotation, molecular function: DNA binding; protein dimerization activity. The transcript has 7 exons. Lineage: Eukaryota; Viridiplantae; Streptophyta; Magnoliopsida; Lamiales; Acanthaceae.
CAGGCUUUGUCUUCGACUUCGCCCUCUGCAGCGCCAAUGUGUGCGCAAGUGUGAUUUUUCAGCGUAGAACUUUUAGUAUUGCUCCAGUUGCACCGUUACAUACACGCCACAUAGUUUUUACAUCGAUUUGGUUGUUAAUAUCUUCCCGUGAUUUCUUUGUUCCGGUUUUGAACUCGCUCGAUACAGAUCUGUAUCGAGUCGGCCAACCAUGAUUAAGAAUGACCGAAAGAUGGCAUCCAUACGAGCUUCUGGAUACGUAGACCCAGGGUGGGAGCAUGGUGUCGCUCAAGACGAUAAGAAGAAAAAGGUAAGAUGCAAUUACUGUGGCAAAGUAGUGAGUGGUGGCAUUUACAGAUUGAAGCAACAUCUUGCCCGACUUUCUGGUGAAGUAACUUAUUGUGACAAAGCUCCAGAUGAGGUCCUUGUGAAAAUGAAGGAAAACUUAAAGGGUUGCCGUGCUGGUAAACAAUCAAGGCAAAGUGAGUGUGAUGAACUAUGCUACCUGAAUUUCAACGCAACUUGUGAUGCGGAGGAGGGAGAACAUGUCAGAUACAGGAAAAGAGGUAAUCAGUCGCCAAAUAACAAGGAUGUAGUGAUAAAUACGACUUCAUUUCGCUCAUUAGGAUAUAUUGACCCUGGAUGGGAACAUGGUGUUCCUCAGGAUGACAGGAAAAAGAAAGUCAAAUGUAAUUACUGUGACAAGAUUGUGAGUGGCGGAAUCAACCGAUUUAAGCAACAUCUAGCUAGAAUCCCAGGUGAAGUUGCUCCUUGUAAUAAUGCACCGGAGGAAGUAUAUCUCAAAAUAAAAGAGAACAUGAAAUGGCAUCGGACAGGUAGGAGACAUAGACGACCUGACUCCAAGGACACAUCUACGUUUUACCUAACCUCAGACAAUGAAGAGGAAGAACAAGAAAUGGAAGCUGAAUCUCCAAUUACUAAAGAUAAAUUUGCACUUAGUGGUAGAGGAUUUGAUAAAGAUUUGGAAAGAACUUCCAAAGGAUUGUGUCCUUCUAGUGUGCCUGAAUUAUGCUCGAAAAGGUCGAGAUUGGAAUGGCAUGUUUUGAGAACACCCAAAAAUUCGAUUUCAGGAACUGGAAAGCAAGUCAAAACAGGUUCCUCGAAAAGGUCUAGAAGAGAAGUCAUUUCUGCUAUUUGCAAAUUUUUCUACCACACGGGAGUGCCUCCGCAUGCAGCCAAUUCCCCGUAUUUUCAAAAAAUGCUGGAGUUGGUUGCUCAGUAUGGCUCAGAUUUCACAGGACCUUCUAGCCACUUGAUAUCAGGGCGGUUUUUACAUGAUGAAAUUCUGACCAUUAAAAACUAUCUAGAGGAGUACAAGUCUUCCUGGGCUGUCACAGGAUGUUCCAUUUUAGCUGAUAGCUGGAGAAAUUGUCAAAGCAGGACUCUGAUAAAUAUUUUGGUUUCUUGCCCUCGUGGAGUAUACUUUGUUUGUUCGGUUGAUGCCACAGGUGUUGUUGAGGAUGCAACAUAUUUAUUUAGGUUGCUUGAUAAAGUAGUAGAGGAGAUGGGGGAGGUAAAUGUUGUGCAGGUGAUAACUCAGAACACUCCUAGUUAUCGGGCUGCUGGGAAGAUGCUUGAAGAGAGAAGAGGAACUUUAUUUUGGACUCCUUGUGCUGUGUAUUCUAUUGAUCAAAUGCUAGAAGAAUUUAUGAAACUAAAUCGGGUGCGUGACUGUAUUGAGAAAGGGCAAAAAAUUACACAAUUUAUUUACAAUAGGAUCUGGUUAUUGAAUCUAAUGAAGAAAGAGUAUACAGGAGGUGAGGAACUUUUGAAGCCAUCUAUCACCCAGUCUGCUUCAAAUUUUACCACUUUGCAAAGUUUGUUUGACCACAGGGCUGGUCUUAGAAGACUUUUCCAGUCGGGCAAAUGGGAUUCAUCAAGAUUUUCAAAUCUGGACAAGGGUAAAGAGGUUAAAAGUAUUGUGUUGGAUUCCCUGUUUUGGAAGAAGGUACAGUUUGUUAGAAGAUCAGUAGACCCUAUAGUGGAAGUGCUUCAAAAGAUUGAGAGGGGUGAGAACCUGUCAAUGCCCUUCAUUUACCAUGACAUGUACAGGGCGAAGCUUGUGAUUAAAAUAAAUCAUAAUGAUGACGCACGUAAAUAUGAACCCUUUUGGAGUGUGAUUGACAAUCAUUGGAGUUCGGUGUUUCAUCACCCACUAUAUUUGGCUGCUUAUUUCCUGAACCCUUCAUACCGUUAUCGUCCGGACUUUAUUCUGAAUCCAGAUGUUGUGCGUGGUUUGAAUGCUUGUGUUGUGAGAUUAGAAUCAGAACACACAAGGAGGAUUUCAGCAUCUAUGCAGAUUUCAGACUUUGGCACUGCAAGAGCUGAUUUCGGAACUGACUUGGCCGUUAGUACCAGAUCAGUGCUUGAUCCAGCUUCCUGGUGGCAACAACACGGGAUAAAUUGUCUGGAGCUGCAACAGAUAGCUGUGCGUAUAUUGAGUCAGACUUGUUCAUCUUUUGGGUGUGACCAUAACUGGAGCAUACAUGACCGGAUGUAUGAACAAAGGCACAAUCGACUUGCAAAGCAAAGGCUGAAUGAAGCUCUCUAUGCUCACUACAAUUUGAGGUUUAGGGAACACCAGAUCAAGAAAAGGUCUUGCAACUUGUCCCUGGAGCGAGUUCUGCAAGAAGACCUUUUGUAUGAUUGGAUUGUAGAGACAGACAAACAGGCUUUGCAAGAUGAUGAGGAAGUUUUUUAUAGCGAAAGGGAACAUGGGGAUGCAUAUGAGACCAAUUCAUUUGAUUUCAAUGACGGAAAUGCAGACUCCCAAAACGGAACACUGGCUGGGAUGGUACUUGCAGAUGUAGAGCCUUUGGGUGCUGAUAAACACACUCGGAAUGAUCCAGUAUCCGGCUCUGAUCAAGAUCUCAAUUUUAUUGACGACGAUAUGACAAUAGAAUGGGACAACAAAGCAUCUGAUUAGUAUAUUGGGUGUAAAAAUCUAUUUUAGUAGGUUCUCUUACUCUGUUGUUUGUACACAUAUAUUCUGUAUCCUGAUUUUGUUAAUAGAUCAAGAAGGUUAGCUUCAGCAAGGGUGAAUCAGUUAUCUUCAUCUUUUCUAUACUAGCCAUAUAUUUAAUUUAAUUUUAUUUAUUUAAUGUUAAGAUCAA